AUGACUACGAACGUAACAGAAGAACAGUACAUUCGCACCUUGGCUCAAUACAUUCGUUCGAACGAACGGCGGAUAUUUACGCAUAGCUCUCCUCCGCCUUCAUCGGUCCUAACUGGCCACAAAAGGUCCGAUAGUGGUAGUGGCAGCUUCUCUAUGACAAACCUUUGGUCCUUCUCCACAGCGUUGACCAGUUCUUACCUGAAACAGACCAUUUCGACCUCGCCGACCGCCCCAGCCUCACCCCUAGGUUCCGCGGGCUCUCCCAAGAAUAUUUUGGUUACUCUUGAUCUUCACCACUUAUACUUUUUGCUAACACAGUUCAGCGAAUUAGGUCUAGAUGUCGGCUUUUUUGAGGUGGCUGCCGAUCCUAAAGGAGAAGAUGGAGGCACCUAUGCGAUUGACACAAACGACCCCGCGGAAACGAUGUCAGUUGCGUCCGUGAAUUCUAUCAAUUCGGUGUCAUCGGCCAUGUCUUCGUUAUCACUGUUCUCAGGGUGGCAGGGAUGGUCCAAUGCCGCUCAAAAGAACGAAAAUAUUCCAAUAAAGCAAGAAGUACAAUAUAUAUAUCGGGCAUUCACUCGGCUUUCAGGUCUUAAGCUUGCGGUCAACAUACAAAAAAGAAUUGAUGGUUCGGACAAUUGGCCCAUGAGCUCCUUGCUAUCUUUAUCCUAUUUUAAGCAAUUGACUCAUUUGGAGGUCAGUGGGAUAGCUCCGAAAAUGAUUGACGGGUGGGAUAUAUUACAAGAGAAAUUGGAAUACUUGUCGUUACAGCAAGGUUCGAUCGAUGACAUUUAUGAGCUCUUCGUGGAUGCAGUGGUCGACGGUUUAAAGAGGAGGAAGCAAAAAAACGAUAAAACAGAUUCGAAUGAUAAACAUGUUACCGAGGUUGUAGAUCAACUGGUAGAUUCCCGGAGUAAUUUAGUGGAUUACUCGCCGGAUAGUAUUUUGCCACCUAAAAUCUGGAGUCACUUAAAAACAAUAAACCUUUCGGAUAAUUCGCUCACCUUUGUUGCCAAUGAACCGCUUUCUUAUCUAACCGAGUGCGCGAGGUUGGAUCUGUCGAAUAAUCUGUUGAUCGCUGUUCCAUCCGGGCUGUCUCAAUUGUUCAAUCUUCAGUAUUUGAACCUAAGCAACAACAUGAUAGAAACGGUGACCGGAAUAUACCAAAUACUUAACAACAUUACUCGACUGGACUUGCGAAACAAUCGUAUUGAAAAUUUGUGCGGAUUAGAAAGACUUUGGUCCUUGGAAUACGUGGAUGUACGAGACAAUCGACUAAGCGAUUGGGAAGAAGCCAAGCGAAUGACAGAGUUGCCUGAAAUAAAGUAUAUUUACGUGGAGGGCAAUCUAUUCACAAAGUUCCAGACUUACCGCGAUAAUAAUGUCGACAUUAUAUUAGACGGCUCCGGUCCUUCGUAUAGCGAACGCCGUCAAUUAACAAAUAAUCGACUUGUCUCAUCUUCCUUUAACACUCCGGUGGCUAUCCAAUUCAGCGAAACUCCGCUUUCCACUAGCCCAGAGGAAGACAAACCCAUGCCAAUCCUGCGGACCAAAAAGAGCCUUAAAUUUCGCAAGCGUGUUGUCAAUUUGGACGGAGAAGACAGUGGGGCCGACACCGGUCCCGAUCUUGCCGAGGUGAAAUCGCUUAGUUCCAAGUCUGAAAAGAAAAAGAAGAAAGAUAAAUCAUCGCAGAAAGCGGAAGCCGCUCAUUCGAAGCAUCGCCUCGUCGAGGUUGAAAAGGCUGUCGCCGCCGAGAAUGAUCCGGCGCGAAUCAAGAAAAAGAGGUCGACGAAAUUUCGACAGAAUUCGGCCGAAGCAUCACCGAGGAUCAGACCAUCCUCGCCUCAUAACGAAUCUGAAGUUGAAGCUUCGGGAGAAGAUUACAGACGAAAGAUUGAGGAAUUGCGAACGGAAGGUGGUUCCGCUUGGUUGCGUGUAUUAAGCGAAAUGGAGUAUUCUAAGGGUGGAAAUGACAGAUUAAGGGAACCACCGAAGAUGAAAGUCAUAGAACCAUUAAUAAGUCGCGAACAUGCGUAA
This is a messenger RNA of Acaulospora colombiana, 2037 nucleotides long. Lineage: Eukaryota; Fungi; Glomeromycota; Glomeromycetes; Diversisporales; Acaulosporaceae. The record is from the annotation of a GenBank genome assembly.